Molecule: messenger RNA, 829 nt
Organism: Merops nubicus (carmine bee-eater)
Lineage: Eukaryota; Metazoa; Chordata; Aves; Coraciiformes; Meropidae
Product: natriuretic peptides A
Exons: 3
Coding region: 89-511 (140 amino acids)
Biological process (GO): receptor guanylyl cyclase signaling pathway; negative regulation of systemic arterial blood pressure; cGMP biosynthetic process
Cellular component (GO): nucleus; cytoplasm; extracellular region
Molecular function (GO): hormone activity; hormone receptor binding
Source: RefSeq, a predicted model, not a curated record
GAAGAGAGAGACCUAGGAAGAGAGAGACCUGAAGAGACAUCUCAGAAGAAUCAGCUGCAGCUUUCCUAUUCCCAACGCAGCCGGCGCCAUGGACACUAAAGGCACAUUUUCCUGUGGCUUCCUCUUGCUGCUGCUCCUCCAGCUCCAGUCCAGCAGAGCCAACCCUAUCUACAGCCUCAGCCCUGCCAAAGAACUGGCCAGCAUGGAGGCUCUGCUGGAGAGACUGGAGAAUAAGUUUGCAAUGAUUGAAGCCCUGGAGUCCAAUCCUGACCUGCAAGAUCCCAAAACCCAGGAGGAGAUUCCAGCAGAACUCGUCGAUGAGAGCGACGAGCAGAAGGCCGACCCCAGGCUAGCACCCAGCACCCCUCUGUCCUACAGGGACCCCUUCCUCAAGAGACUGAGGGGGCUGCAGAUGCCCAGGAUGAUGAGAGAUUCUGGCUGCUUCGGGAGGAGAAUCGACAGGAUUGGCUCCCUGAGUGGCAUGGGCUGCAAUGGUUCCAGAAAGAAUUAGGACAAGCUCCUUACACCCUGCUCUGAAGAAUGCUUUACAGAACCCAUUCCUCCCACGAUGCUUUCCAUGCUCUUCAGCAGAAAGUUCUUCCUAUUUCUAUUUAUUUAUUUAUUUAUUUAUUUGAUUUUUUUUUUUUUUUUUAAAAAGACAUUUCUUACUCUAGCACCAAGAGACCAUCUUUAAAUAAAACUAACACGUUAACACAUCUCUGCUGGACCUCUCUCCUGUCUGUUGCAUUAAAAUUUCUUGUAUUUUCCUAAAGUCAAAAGCCUGUUUUAUUGGUACUGUGGUACCCACAAGGCUGCAUCUUACACAAGA